UGUUCCACUAACCUACUGUGAACCUGCAGAUAAAAUCACUAAUCUACUGUGAAAUUUACUUCAUUCCGAGAUAACAACCAUGAACUUUCAGCAGGGGAAGAAAAAAAAAGCUCUGCCGUAUUUGACUCGGAGGGAACCCCUAAGCAAGGCAAGGAAAUCUCUGCACGCUUUUGGAAAGGAGGAAGAUGAGGGGGGGAGCACAGAGAAAGAAAAGCAAAGGAAUUCAAAGGCCUCGGUUGAUAUCUUUAUAGCCCCCUGUGAAGCCUUGGGAUGCUGCUGUCCCUAUGAUGGGGCGCAUCCAAGGGCCCUCAUUGAUACUGUGACGGAAUCGAUUAAAGAAGAAACAGCACAGCUGCUGCUGUGUGCGAACGCAGAGAUUGGGGUCGUUGCGCUGCUUGCUUUGCAGCUAGCUAGCUGCUUUUGUCAUUCACCUGCGUUGGGGCGUGGUUUUUUUUUCCCGCUUUUCUUCUGAGAGAGGGGCUGAAGGCUAAAAGCCUUUCACUUCUCGCGCAGAAUCGCAUUAUGCGAGAUGUCUUGGAGAUAAAAGAGUUGUCCGUAAUAGUAUGCGUGCGAAAAUCGCGAACAUGCAUUGUAAAUCUCAGUAGUUGUUUCCUAAGUUUUUUUCCGGCAGAACAUGCAUUGAUUCA
Asparagus officinalis (garden asparagus) is the source of this 647-nucleotide messenger RNA. RefSeq lists its product as uncharacterized. The transcript has 2 exons. The coding region runs from base 80 to 472 and encodes 130 amino acids. The record is from RefSeq and is a predicted model, not a curated record. NCBI's taxonomy places the organism in Eukaryota, Viridiplantae, Streptophyta, Magnoliopsida, Asparagales, Asparagaceae.